This is a messenger RNA of Anthonomus grandis grandis, 6983 nucleotides long. RefSeq names its product calumenin (gene scf). The record is from RefSeq and is a predicted model, not a curated record. Gene Ontology annotation, molecular function: calcium ion binding. Bases 267 to 1223 code for a protein of 318 amino acids. The transcript is spliced from 4 exons. Lineage: Eukaryota; Metazoa; Arthropoda; Insecta; Coleoptera; Curculionidae. Gene Ontology annotation, cellular component: endoplasmic reticulum.
CAUCUAUUUUUAGAAUACGUGUCGGCGUUUCAAUUCCUAUUUACAACUUCCUUAAUUUAAUUUGAUUACUUUAACACAAAUCUGUAAGCUCCAGAUCAUGCUCCAGUUUCCAGCAGCCAAUUAAAUACGACCACGAAACUCUUUUUGACUAUCGUCCUUCUAACACGCAAGAGCCAUAUAGAAAUUACGUAAACAGCAGUUCUUGAGCCCUACUUUCUGCAGUUUUUGUGGCAAAUCUUCUGGGUCUUCAAUUUUUUUGGGCCAAAAUGUUAAAAUUUUGUAGUGUUCUAGCAUUCAUAGCAUUAAUUAGUGCUUUACCUAAAGAAGAUGGUCAUAAAGAUCGAGUUUUUGAUGGAGACCUUAGUGAUAAACAGCAUUUUGAGCAUGAAGAGCACAACGUCCAAUAUGAUCAUGAAGCUUUCUUAGGGGAGGAUGCCAAAACUUUUGACCAAUUAUCUCCUGAAGAGAGUAAAAGAAGAUUGGGAGUCAUCGCAGAAAAGAUAGAUAAUAAUAAAGAUGGUUUUAUAUCGAGAGAAGAAUUAAAAGAUUGGAUCAAAUUUACACAAAAACGUUACAUCGCUAGUGAUGUAAACAGGCAGUGGCAACAACACAACCCCGAUGAUAAUACUUUACUUUCUUGGGCGAGUUAUGAGAAAAAUGUUUACGGGUUUUUGGAUAAUCCCAUUGAACAGGCUCAUGAUAGUGAUGAAGAAAAGAGCUACAAAGCAAUGAGAAAACGCGAUAGAAGGCGAUGGUCGGCAGCUGAUGCUGACGGAGAUGACAGUUUAACUAAAGAGGAGUUUUCCACUUUUUUGCAUCCUGAAGAGUAUGAGCAUAUGAAAAUGAUUGUGGUGCAGGAAACUAUGGAGGACAUUGAUAAGGAUGGGGAUGGAAAGAUCUCCAUUGAAGAAUAUGUUGGAGACAUGUACAAAGCGGAAGAAGGUGAGGAAGAACCAGACUGGGUAAAAAGUGAAAAGGAACAAUUUACGAUCUAUCGUGAUAAAGACGGGGACGGACUAAUGGACGAGCAGGAGGUGAAAAACUGGAUUUUACCGGACGAUUUUGAUCACGCCGACGCAGAAGCCCGUCAUCUUAUAUACGAGGCGGAUCAAGAUGUGGACGAGCAAUUGACCAAAGAAGAAGUUUUGAGUAAAUACGAUUUAUUUGUUGGAUCGCAAGCGACUGAUUUUGGGGAAGCCUUGGCUAGACACGAUGAACUUUAAAUCAUACAAAGUUUGUCAAAUUUUAAGUGUUCAUAUUUAAUUUUUUUUUCUAAGUUUUUCUUUAUAACAGUUUGUGCUUAGCAUGUCUUUAUUUUUUUUUAAGUCUUCUAGAACUAACUUCUAGUGCAUUUAUAUAGUUUUUAAUAAUGUUAGAAUAUCUUUUAUAUUAGAACAAAGCUAACAUCAAGACUGAUAUUGCUCGAUUUUUAAAAUAGGCUUCGCUGUUAUCGUAUAAUAUAUGAAAAGUAUUUGUCCAAAACUAACUCAAAGUCCAAAAUCGAAAUACUGAAUAAAUUUAGCGUUCUUUGUUACACUUCUUAACACCAGAUGAUAAAGAUUUGGAUUUAUUUAAUAUCUAAUUGAAAAAUAAAAAACUACUAGCUAAAAGUUACAAAUUUUGAAAGCUGAUAUUAGAAAACUGAUUUAAGUCCUUAUACGUAAGCAACAAUUAAAAAGAGUGUUUCUUAUUAUAGAAAAGAUUUCAUAUUACCGACAGCUUCUUCUGCAGUGUGAACUACAGCUCUCGUAGAUUUUGUAACGAUUGUUUAUAAAAUAGCUUUUCUUCCUCUGUAAGUGUUACAUGCUUCGCUGAUUUUUUUCAGUACUUAUCUUAUUGACGCCUGCUAUCCUUUGUACCCUUUCCGGAAUUUUUUAUGUCCAGGUUGUUCAUUUUUAAAACAGGAUGUGAACAUGAUAUGGGAGAGCCACCUUCUGUGGCCACAUUUUUACUGGGCGGUCUGUAACUGAGAAAAAUCUUGUUCUGUGGCCAUGCUAUCUACAUUCCAACUAUGGCCAUUGCUUUUUAAAUCAAAGUUUAAGCGAAAAUAUUUUUAAAUUCUUAAUAUUAUUAUUACUUUCUUAUUUUUAAAAGAUAACUUAAAAUUGUUAAUAAUAUGAUAGGAAAAGAUUAAAAACAGAAAAUGUCCAAAACUCUACGAAUGAAGAUAUAGGAAAAAACUAAUACAUACAUAAUAUUAAUCUAGCCAAAUUAAAAUUUUAAAUCUAUUGACAAAAAUUAUUUAUUCUUAAGGUUCCUCCAGUAUUGCUGGGUUCAGAAUACCUCAGCUCAAUAUCACUUUUCGUAAUAGUGGAAGUAUCUGAAGCUGUACGAAAGACUUUUUUGUUGAAAUUGCAGGUAAGACUUAGUGUAUUCGUUGUCUUGUAGAUGAAUAUCGGUAACUUGGGCUAAAUAGUAUUUUAAAGUUUUUUUUUGUAGAGAAUUUUACUAGGAUAAAUCUCUUUAAUUUUUAUAUUCGUCUAGAUGAGUGCAAUCUAUGUAGGGGAGACCGGGGCAGGUUGUAACAAUUUAUGGUUUAUUUUUAUUGUAGCAAAAACUUUUUGUCUCACAAAUUUCGUAUUUUCCUACCACAUUCUACAAACCUUAUAUAAAUACCUUAUACAAACUUUAUAAAUGUUAUAAGAGACUUAAUUUUUUCUUUACUAUAGUAUUAUUUUAAAAAUAUCAAAAAUAAAGCAGGCAUGAUUUUGGUACAAUUUAAGAUGGUAGAUGUAACAUCGUUUUCUACUUUAGAAAACUAGCUUAAAUUAUAGUUAAAGCAAUGAGUAUGAACAUUUUGCUUAACAGGAAAAAAAAAUAAAAUGAAAAUAGCUACAAAAUAAACAUUUAUCUUUAUUAAAAAAACAUGUAAUAGUCUAACAAAAGAAAACAGAAAUAAAAUUCUAACAAAAUUUCAAUAAUAUAAUCUUCUUAUAUCAAUAGCUUUUUAACGUAAUAAGAAAAAACCGAGUAAAAGAAUCCGAGAUCACCGGGAGUGCAUUCAUCGUGUGCCUACUGCUUACAUGUUUUGCAUUGAAUCCAUUCUCCUGGUUUGCUAUUAGAUAAUUUCUCGCAGCACACAAUGGAAAUUGUAUCAUCUUCAUCAGAAUCAUCGUCAGAAGACUGAAGAACCUUUCUUUUAGCUGCUUUAACCUUUGGCGCCAAUGCUUUCCCUUUUUUCACAAGCUUUGCUUUAGUUUCCGACUUUAAAGCCUCCAGUUCGGGCGUUUCAGUUAAAACAGCAGACUUUCGGUUUUUCCGGCCUCUAGUUGCUUGUUUUUUUUUUGGCGCAGACUUUGGAAAUUGUCUCACUGCUGCUGAAGAAAAACUCAGCAUCGAAGUAAUUUUACAGGAAAUUAGAUGGUACAGCAUGAGAGGUAGAAGGCAAGUCUUCAAUUGCAGGUGUUAAACCAGCCAGAUGAAGAGCUUCAUACGGAGGAUUAGUGGGUAAAGAACUUUGAUUUCCUAAGGCACAACCAUCAUCAGGUACGGGCGGGACAUCAGGUGGUACUUCUUCAUGUUGACGGUCUUGUACGUACGGUCGAUCAGUUACACUGGAUAGCAAAAAAUCAUUUUCCCCAAAAGUGUUCCUGUUAAAUGGUUUAAUUCCGGUACAUUGAAAGCCUUUGGUAAUGUUAUUUUGUGAAAGUUCUAAAGGAAGUGCUUCACGAGCAAGUCCUGGAAUAUCAUAUAUUGUUCUAGGAUGAUUACGCAUUCAGGAGUCUUGUUGGGACGUCAUAUAUUUUUUUAAGGGACCAUAAACUGACCGGUCAAGAGGCUGGAGGCGAUGGGAACAAUGAGGUGGAAAUGAUAAUAACACAACUCCAUUUUCUCUGGCAAAUUUAACAGUUUUAUAUGCCACGUGAGAUUCGUGGUUAUCCAGUAGUAGUAGGAUGGGUUUUUCGGUAGAAGGCCGAACAUGUGAAAUAAAGUGUUGAAUAAAUAUAAAAAAGUCAUCAACAGUCAUCCAACCUAAUUCAUUGCCAGCUCCAGUGCACCCUGGCGGACCAUCUCGAAUAUAAUGAUCCUGAAAGCGCAUUCGAGGACAAAUAGAAACAUCGGCGGGACGUGGUUACCAAUAGCGCUUACUGCAAUGCAUAGAGUUACUAGAACCCCUCUUUCACUGGAUGUUAUACCCCCAUCUUGUUUUGUGCCUUUUUCGGCUAUUACUUUUCCUAGCCUUUGAACUGUAGUCAGCCCAGUUUCAUCCAGAUUCCAUAUGUCAGAUGGAGUAAAUUGAAAUCUGUCUCGGGAACUCGAAUGGAUAAAUUAGGAUGUUUUUUAAGACAAUUCGUAAGCCAAUCUUCGCCCGCUGUCUUAUUUUUAGACCAUGACUCGGGCACUUUAAAUGUCAUAGCAUAAUCAUAAGCUAAUUUUCUUACCUCUUUUGGAAGACAGACCAAAAUAAAUUUUUGCGCACCGCUUAAUAUAAAGCUCAAGUUCAUUCAUUUGGGCAUCUGUAAAUAUUUUUUUGUGUUUACUAUACCCAAACUUUUCUAAUGAGACAUGUGUAAUAUUAUUAUUAUAGUUUUUCUCUUUCAUUUUCUUAACAUAUCUGCUAAGUGUUACAUGACACAUUUUAAGAUCUUUUGCUACUGAUCGAAUGAAUUCAUUCAUUCAUUCAUACUUGUUUUCUUCUUAUAGUUUCUCGUGCUAAAAUUAAACAAUAAAAAACUAUUAUCUUAACCGUUGCAAUUUUUGGGGUAAGUUGUAACACGUUACAAUUUGCCCCGAGCUAAGUGUUUCAACUUACCCCGGCAGACGUGUCCACUAUUUUAUUUCAUUUCAAAAAACUAAAAGCUGUAAUAAUCGGCAACACUGUAAAAGUGCAACUAUAUACCCUAACAAACAGCACCCCAACUUAAGUUGAACAAAUGGGAAUACAUGCAAAAAGAUAUUCAAAUUAUAUUCCUACCUUCAAAUUUUACUUUCACGUCACAAUUUUCCUAAACUGCACUUAAAUUUCAAACGGAACGUACGCACUCUUCGAAAGCUUGUAUACGCAAUACGAGAUUUGCUGAGUAGCGCCGACUUAAAAUUCGGCUACUGUUUCAACUUACCUUGCGUUGCAACGUACGCCGGUCUCCCCUAAUCUAAGCUCAAAUGAUUCAGUGAGUGUUGAUGAGACGAAGGAAAUAUUGGAAAAACUGGAAACAAACAUUUUUUUUCUUUUUAGUUAGUAACACCGUUAAGGUUAAAAGAUCCUUAUCUUCAAAAAUUGCCCUCUUUACAAAAUUUUUCUUGGCAUUUUCAUCUGCUUGAAAAACUGAAAGUUGAGCUGGUUGAACUUUUGUGCUUUUUUUCUUUCUAUCUCUAGUGCUUUUAUUUAUUUUAUUAAUAUUUAGAAAUGGUCUUAUGAUUUCUGGGGAAAAACAGGAGAAAUAUAUUCCAGCUAAAAAAUCUUUCUGAGAUUUGGGCUCUUGAACAUAUUUGGUUCUUAUCGACAGCCUGAAAUAACAAAAUCGUGCUUUUCUUCUAGGCAGGUGAAGAAAGAAAUAAUAUUUCAUUAUGUUCCUUAUUGUGAUGUUUUUCAUCUGAGGGUCCUGGAAUAAGUUCUUGAACACUUUCUGGCAAAAGUUAAUCUAUGACCGUUGCUAGUAAAAAUUCACUGUCAUCAAAAACAGAACUGCUAAGUGAGUAGAUUCCGGUAUUUUUAUAAGCUAAGAUUAUAUUAUUUGUACUAAGGGCAUGCCCUAAUAUCUUACUUAUAAAUUGUUAUCCUUGGGCCGAGGUGGGUACUCUUCCACAGGUUACACUCAUUGUUUUGUAACCGUGUCAGUGGCCCAUAAACUAAGUUCAAGGGCUGAAAUUGUGUGAUAUGUGAUGCCUUUUAGCCAUUUUAAUAACAUAACGGAAAUAUGGCUUUUGUGAUUAUUUAUUAUCAAGAGGACUGGAUGUUGUGCCGAUGGUCUAGCAUUUUUAAUAAAAUAUUAAAAUGUGAUAAAUAUAUCUUCGUUUAUCCACCCGAAAAGGCGAAACAUCUUCAACUCGCGCUCAACGCGCUUUAAAAGUUUCAGGGUUUCACGGCUAACUGUUCAAAAAUGUUUACAAAGAAACCUAAAAACACAAUCUUUAAUUAAACAUGCAAGAUGAAAUCAGGAAAACUAGUAAAUUACUUUGAAUAUCAUGUUGACCGAACUGAUUCGCUUGACAAAGCUUUGUAUUAUAGUGUUUGCAAGAUAUUUUUGAUAUUUUUCGUUUUGAACUAUUAAGUUCUGUUGGUUUUUUAUACUUUUGCCAAUUGCUUUUAUUUUCAUUCUUUCUUUUUUUCUCUUGAACAAGUAGAAACUGGCAUGUGCUAAUCGUCCGCUAUUAAUAUUAAGGAACAGUUUUCUUACCAUUGUUGAAACCUGUUUUUUUGCUAUUGCUUACUGUAGCGUUUAUUUAACAUAAAAUAUAGAUUUUAUGGAAACUUUAAAUUUAUACCCUUUUACUUUAAAUGACAAUAAAGCAACAGACAAAUACAAUAUAAUCAGUAUACUUUUACUUAUUUGUAACUUAUUUAUCAUUAUGAAGUUAUAAAUAAGUAAUAUAACUUAUAUAUUACUUAUCUAGAACUUAUUUAUUAUGUAGGCUCCAGGACUUUUCGCUUUUGGACUUUUAGUCAUAUUUGAAAAAAAAAAAUUAAAAAUAGGCAUUUGAAACGUGUUGGACAUAAGGUAGUUUUGAGAAAAAUUACUUCCACUGUUGUUCAGGGAAUCAACAUCUUUAGGAAAUGAGCGACGUAUUUAUUUUUUUUAACUUGUACUUAUUUUUUUAAAAAAGCUUUUCAUAUAUAUAUGACCAGGUACUAUCUAAUUAAUAGUUUUUGUUUUUAUUGUGCUAUAGUCUUAUAAUUGUUAAAGAACAAAAUUGUUAGUUUAUCUUAAACUAGCGUAAAUAUAGACAAUUUUGGAUAUUAUAAUAGUGAUUUAUGUGAUGUGAAUCUCUUAUGAAAUAAUAAUUGUGCCACAAAAAUUAUAAUACAUAUUUUUGAGUAAAAA